This is a messenger RNA of Macroventuria anomochaeta, 1419 nucleotides long. RefSeq lists its product as uncharacterized. NCBI's taxonomy places the organism in Eukaryota, Fungi, Ascomycota, Dothideomycetes, Pleosporales, Didymellaceae. The transcript is spliced from 4 exons. Gene Ontology annotation, cellular component: membrane. Gene Ontology annotation, molecular function: peptidyl-prolyl cis-trans isomerase activity. The annotation marks the transcript as partial. The record is from RefSeq and is a predicted model, not a curated record.
CUGCUCCCCGCGAUGCGGCUCUUCACUACUGCUCUCGCGGUCCUGCCCGCCUUCGCAUACGCGCAGAACCUCGACAUCACCGUCACCAAGUCGGUUGAGUGCACGCGCAAGACCCAGAAUGGCGACACCGUGCAGAUGAAGUACAAGGGCACGCUCACAGACGGGACACAGUUCGACUCCAACUUCGACAGUGGCCGGCCGUUUGCGUUCAAGAUCGGCGCCGGCCAGGUCAUUGCCGGGUGGGACAAGGGCCUGUUGGGCAUGUGUAUUGGGGAGGGCAGAAAGUUGACCAUCCCCCCGAACAUGGCGUAUGGGAGUCAGCGGGUUGGGCCGAUUCCUGCGGGCAGCACGUUGAUCUUUGAGACCGAACUUCUUGGUAUCACGGGCGUGAAGGCUGAGCCAGCAGCGAAGGAAGAGACCACCAUGCCUACACCUCCUGCCGAGGCAUCCAGUUCUGUGGCAUUUGCAGUACCCACUGCUGAACCGUCGAGCAUCGCGAGCGCCAAGGGCAAACACCCCCUCGACGGCGAAGAUGGUAAUGGCGAAUGCAACCUCCUCGGCGACUUCGCCCUGCUUGUCCAGGGCGCUCUGGGUCUGCUGGCCGUGUCAUCCCUCGCGAUCAAGAGGUUGAGGGAACACCCCCGCCGACCGAUGAAGAUCUGGUUCUUCGACGUGUCCAAGCAGGUCUUUGGUUCCGUGCUGCUGCAUCUCGCGAACGUUCUCAUGUCCAUGUUGUCUUCCGGCCAAUUCGACGUUCAAGCCCAGACACAACAAGCAGCACUCACCGCCGUAGCAGCCGAGAAGGGCGAUGAGCCGAAUCCGUGUUCGUUCUACCUGCUCAACCUAGCCAUCGACACAACAAUCGGCAUACCCAUCCUCGUCCUCCUCCUCAAAAUCUUCCACCGCGCCUUCCUCCUCACGCCCCUCGCCUCGCCCCCCGAAUCCAUCCGCAGCGGCAACUACGGCCACCCACCCCGCGCCACCUGGUGGCUCAAGCAAUCCAUAAUCUACUUCCUGGGCCUGAUCGGCAUGAAGCUCUGCGUUCUCGCCAUCUUCGCCCUACUCCCGUGGAUUGCGUGGGUUGGAGAUUGGGCGCUGCGAUGGACAGAGGGCAAUACCGCGCUGCAGAUUACGUUCGUCAUGUUUGUGUUUCCGCUGAUUAUGAAUGCGCUGCAGUAUUGGAUUGUGGAUGGGUUUAUCAAGGAUCCUGCUGGGCAAGAGUCGGGAUACCAGGGUGUUGGAGGGGAGGAUGAGGACGAGGAUGAUGAUGAGUGGCUUGAAAGGCAGAGGAGGAGGCGUGAGGCGGGGAUUGAUGGAGACGACAGUGAUGUGGAAGACGGUGAGAGCAGGGGGUUGAAGGAGGCGAAUCCUACGGCCGUCCCGGCAAGGCAGCAGUAUGACCCAGCAAUUGAUGGGGAG